This is a messenger RNA of Populus euphratica (Euphrates poplar), 1189 nucleotides long. Its product is annotated as probable carboxylesterase 12. The record is from RefSeq and is a predicted model, not a curated record. Gene Ontology annotation, molecular function: hydrolase activity. NCBI's taxonomy places the organism in Eukaryota, Viridiplantae, Streptophyta, Magnoliopsida, Malpighiales, Salicaceae. The transcript has a single exon. Bases 130 to 1038 code for a protein of 302 amino acids.
UUAUUCUAUAUUAAACCUAGAUGAAAGGAGAACAUUGAAUUAAUAUCUUGAAAGAACUAGCUACAUGUCCAGACUUCACCUUGCUUCUUAAUCAUUUUCUUCAAUAAGUCAAGCUUCUUUCUUUCAGCAAUGGCGCCACCGGCUGAUAAUGAAGUUGUCCUUGAGUUUCGAUUCUUCAAGGUGUACAAAGACAGCCGUGUCGAAUUAGUCUGGCCGGAAUGCCCCAAAGUCCCACCAUCCACUGACCUGAUUACUGGGGUUCAGUCCAAAGAUGUGAUGAUCUUAACUGAACCCCAAGUGUCUGUCCGUGUUUUCUUGCCGAAACUCAAAGCCCCUGACCAAAAACUCCCUCUCUUACUUUUCGUGCAUGGUGGUGGCUUUGUAAUGUUUUCACCCUCUGCAAUUCCCUACCACGUUUUAUGCAACAAAGUAGCAGCUGACGCUAACGUUAUUGUUGUCUCUGUUGAGUAUGGUCUCUUCCCUACCAGACCGAUACCAGCAUGCUAUGAGGAUUCGUGGGAAGCGCUCCAGUGGGUGGCUUCACAUGCUGAUGGGAGUGGAGCUGAGCCGUGGCUGAACAAUCAUGCUGAUUUUGGUAAAGUUUUUUUGGGGGGAGACAGUGGUGGGGCUAACAUAUCACAUACUCUAGCAUUCCGGGUCGGGUCAAUUGGGUUACCCGGAGUGAAGGUAGUUGGAAUGAUCAUGGUGCAUCCAUUUUUUGGUGGUACCGAGGAUGACAAGAUGUGGUUAUACAUGUGCCCAAGUAAUAGUGGGUUGGAUGAUCCCAGGCUGAAUCCGGGAUUAGAAGAUCUUGCUAGGCUUGGCUGUGAGAGGGUGUUGAUCUUUGUGGCUGAGAAAGACAGCUUAAUUGCUGUAGGAAGGAACUAUUACGAGAAGUUGAAGAAGAGUGGAUGGAAGGGAAGCGUUGAAAUUGUUGAGAAUGAAGAUGAAGAUCACUGCUUCUACUUGCUUGAUCUCAAUUCAGAGAAGGCUGUUGGAUUACUGCAUAAGUUUGUUUCCUUUCUCAAACAAGACUAGAAUUCCCUGGUGAUUUAGUCCUAUCAUUUUUCCUUUUUGUCUUUUAUAAUUGUUGAAACACCUCGUUGUUUUAUGACUAAUCAAGGGUGAAUAAUCCUCUUCCAAUCCUAAUUCAAAAUCCUUUGAAUAAGCUUAAAAUAUAUGAUGAUCU